Molecule: messenger RNA, 2105 nt
Organism: Chaetomium fimeti
Lineage: Eukaryota; Fungi; Ascomycota; Sordariomycetes; Sordariales; Chaetomiaceae
Exons: 2
Coding region: 1-1749 (582 amino acids)
Biological process (GO): tRNA methylation
Molecular function (GO): tRNA (uridine) methyltransferase activity
Source: RefSeq, a predicted model, not a curated record
AUGGUCUUUGCACUCGCGCUUAUCCCACGGCCGAGAAACACUGUGUAUGCUUUUGAAAUUCUCGAAGGGUUGGAUGAGUACCGCAUUCGAGACACCCCACCACAACCCGUUUUUGCCCCUUGCAUCGCCCUGGCCGUCGCCAUCGUGGCCCCGAUUUCGCCUCUUGCGGCCCAUCGCAGAUCCCGAACCCGAAGAAUGGGGUUCGAGCCGGAAGAGCUGGCGGUCGACAGCCCGGCCAUCGUUGUCGAGAAGGCGAGUUGCAAUGAAAGUGCGACGAGUGCACAUGAAGAGGAAACGGCCAACUGGCGACCCUUAUUCCGCCACCCAUGCGAAUUCGGUCCAGCUAUGUUUGGCGAUGUCUUGGUCAACCUGAUCCAAAACCCGAACAUCAACUCCUCCUGGCUCUUCCGCGCCGAUAUCCUUUAUGACUCAGCCGAGCCUCAGGAAUGCGCCGCACCAUCCGAAGCCAGGGACACGUUCACUUUCAACACCCCCAAUCCUUCGUUUGUCGGCUUCGGGCUCCAACGAUGCAUCGUCCGAAGACUCAUCCCCAGGAACACGCUCCGCGACAACCCCCUGGACCAAACAUGCCUCAUCUAUGAGAGCGUCCCCAGCUCCGAGGGUGAUGUGGCUUCCGUUGAGAAAGCUCUCGUUGUCUAUCUUCCACAUGUCUCGGUAGCGUCCGAGAUGCCCUUCUAUCACCCGAUAGUUCGGGGUAUAGCCUUCCUGCACGAGUGGGACGCCGCGGAGUCCCGCGGGUGCAUCUCCAUCUCGUACCUCUUCUUCAGCCAAGAAGACCGUUCUGUUGUGCGGCUCACGAGGACCGCCCUGCGCCUGCUCGAGGUCAUCCACAAGCACGGCAAAGGCCGGCUCGAGGGCUACCAGAAGAGGGUGCACCACGACCAGCUGCUGCCCCAGGCGCGCGUGCAGGAUACCUACACCCGCCUCAAGCAGAAGUAUGCGCGCGGCCUGAUCGAGAGCUGGGCCGAGAGCACCGAUCCCGAGAAGCAUGUCUUUGAGGAUCUCUGCAUCGCGGCCUUUCUGGUCGAGCUGUGGGCCGACAUGUACGGCCGAGGGCCCUUUCCUGGUUUUGUUGACAUUGGCUGUGGCAACGGUCUCUUGGUUUACAUCUUGAACCAAGAAGGUUUUGUGGGAUGGGGCUUCGAUGCCCGCUCCCGCAAGUCGUGGGCUACAUACAACACCAAGCUGGACACCCCCGCGGGUGAAGAGGACACUCUGCGGGAACUCGUCUUGCUACCGCCUCCGGUCAGCAGAAAUGGGCUUUCUAGGCUCUCGGGCGAGGAUUUUAAUGAGAAUCGCAUCCAUGACGGGCGCUUUCCCAAAGGCACCUUUAUCAUCUCCAACCAUGCCGACGAGCUCACGCCGUGGACGCCCAUCAUCGCGGCCAUCUCGGAGUGUCCUUUCAUUGCAAUCCCCUGCUGUAGUCACAACCUCGCCGGGGAGAGAUACCGUGCGCCAGCGCCCAAGGACAAAACCAAGGCGGACUCGGCGUACUCGUCGCUAGUUGCGUGGGUGGAAGGCAUUGCAACGGACUGCGGCUGGGACGUCGAGCAGGAGAUGUUGCGGAUCCCAAGCACCCGCAACGCAGCACUGAUCGGCCGCAAGCGUUCCGCCAACGCCUCAGACCCGGACAUCCAAGCCAUCGUGGAACAGUAUGGGGGCACAGCUGGGUACUUGGAGAGCGUGAUCAAGCUGGCCGCGUCUACGGCAUCAGAGAGCAGACACUGAAAACGAGCAGUGAGCAGUAAUAUCAACGCUGUUUCAAAUUCAGGCUUCUCAGUCCAAGUCAGGCACCGGGAGGUGAUCCACCAGCUUAAGGUUAAGGCCCAGCUUCUGCAGCGCCUCGGUGGCCAGCUGGUCCCUGAGCUUUUCCGUCUCUUCCUGGGUCGCCAGCACGAAGUCGUGCUUCAGCAGCCAGGUCCCCUCCUCGACGCCGUACUCCUCGGCCGUCGCCUCGUCGACCUUGUCGAGGUCGAUCACCAAGCUCUGCUUGACACCGAAGACGGCAUCAGACGUCUCGUAGGGAUCGCCGCGGAGAUACAGCGCGCUGUCAAAAUCAAAUCAAAGUCAGCUUUCAUGCACCG